GGAAUCGAGUCGUCGUCGUCGUCGUCGUCGGUGGUUGUCGACCGACUGCGCUCGGCUGGAAGCCGGUUGACAACAUCCGCCGAUUGGCCGAACGCGCAAGAUUUCGGCCACGAUUGGCGCACGAGUCAUAUGACGUGUCGCUUUCGUGGCCAGAUUUCUCAAAUUCCAGAAGCGAUAUAUUUUUUCCUCCCUCCCCUACCGCAUUUAAAAAUUCCAAGAUACGAGUCUGUUCUCUUUAAUUCCGUCUUUAAGCUCGAGAGCGACGUGAUAAAAGUGACAAAAAUGUAUUUCAAGUGUCAAAUGAGAAAUAACUGUGCAUGAAAAUUGCGGCUUUUUCGAGAGUUGGGACGGAAUCGCCAUCUGAUUUGCAUCGGAUAGUCAAUGGAACAUUCGUAAGCCAAGAUGGCGUCGCUCAUUGACAACUACGAACAGCAGUACGCUGUUCUGACAGCUGACAUCACCGCAAAAAUCGGUCGGAUUAGAAUCCAGAGCGGCGGUGAGAAAAGGGCCUUUAUUCAGGAUGUGGACCGGCAAAUUGAAGAAGCUCAGGAACUGCUGGAGCAAAUGGAGCUGGAGGUUCGUGGGAUAAACGGAACCGCUCGCGAUCGUCUGCGCGGUCGCGUGGAAAGUCACAGAGCGGAAUUGAAACGCCUAACGCAAGAAUUUCAAACGGCGAAGAAACCAAAGGAUGACUCAGUGGAGAUUACGGUGGACGAGUCUUGGGACAACAACGUGACGGAAGAUCAAAGAAAAAGACUGCUGGACGCAUCCGAGAGGAUAGAACGAUCGGGACGCACGUUACAAAAUGGUUAUCGUAUGGCAUUGGAAACGGAGGAAAUCGGUUCUCAGGUACUAAAGGAUCUUCACGAGCAGCGAGAAACGAUACAGCGGAGCAGAGGGAGGUUACGGGAAACGGAUGCAGAGUUGGGACGUGGCUCUCGAUUAUUAUCAGGGAUGAUCUUUCGGAGCCUCCAACAGAGAUUUAUUUUAGCAGCGGUAGUAUUAGUACUGAUAAUUGUCGCGUGCAUUGUGAUAUAUUAUAGUUUUAAGAGUUAAAGAGAACAGAGAUAUGUAUUCUCUUCAGCCAGAUCCACCAGACGUGAUUUGGAAGUCAUAUUUAUUUGAAAUCAGAGACUUGAAAAUGUUAUUUCUAUCAAAUUGCGAGGUUAAGUAAUUAUGUAUUAUUAUAUUAUAUAUAUAUCUAUAUCGUCUAUAUCGUCUAUUUUGUACUUGUUUGUUACAUUUUGCCACGAGAUACGAUCUUUGCUAUAUGUACAUAUUUUCUCAUCAAUUUAUCCAAUCGACAUUGAACGACUGAAUGAUCUGACUUUGAUCUUUAGACGAAAAAAAACCAACAUAGCAAACGAGUACAAAACUGGCAAAGUGUCAUCAAACAAGAACAAAAGUUCCCGUUCAGUGUUAUUUAAAGUCUUAUAUAAAAAAAUAUUGACCCAUUCUCGUAGGAAGAUAAAUCUUAUAAAGCGGUUUCGCAAUUCUUUCCUAUCUGCGCGAUAAAGAUAAUUAGUAUCUAUCUGAAUCACUGAUUCAUUCGAUUAUCAAAUGCAUUAUUUUCGUAUGGCAGAAAGAAUCGUAAAAUCGCUUCUAUAUUGUUAUCUCGUUAACGUCAUAUCUGGAAGAUCGGUGGUAAACACUUGCUCUACGUUUCAAGUUUCGAAAAGAUACUCCGAACCACAAAAUAUAUAUUCCAACAAGAAAUAUAUUUAUUAAAUAAUAUCAAGGUUUUUUUUCGACGUUGUUGUGCGCGCCGACUCUCUAUCGGGUAUAUUGAAAUAUUACCCCUUCGAAUUAACGACUACGUAUAAUUGUUGUAACCUUGACCUGAGCCGUAAUCGAGCGAGUUCAUUGACGGACUCUAUCAAUUAAAAAUGCAUUCUCUAAUUUAUCUCUUAUACGAGAAUAACAACGGUCACCGCGUGUACAUUAUUGAGUUUUACGUGGAUAAAGAAGGAUCGAGUCGUACAUAUAUCCAUCACCGAAAGUAUCAAAGGAUCCUUUGUAAUUGAGAAAGAGAGAAAGAAUGAGAGAAACUAGACGCGCCUAAAUAAUAACUCCCUUUAUUAUUUGUAAUGUUUUAUCAUUUAAUUAGCCUAAACGGUGCUUUUGUCUGCGACCCCCUAAUGUACCUGUGAAAAUGAUAUAUAAUAAAAGUAUCGAGAGUUAACGAA
This is a messenger RNA of Nylanderia fulva, 2186 nucleotides long. RefSeq names its product Vesicle transport through interaction with t-SNAREs 1a (gene Vti1a). Gene Ontology annotation, cellular component: Golgi apparatus; late endosome membrane; SNARE complex. Gene Ontology annotation, molecular function: SNAP receptor activity; SNARE binding. The record is from RefSeq and is a predicted model, not a curated record. Gene Ontology annotation, biological process: vesicle fusion with Golgi apparatus; macroautophagy; Golgi to vacuole transport. Lineage: Eukaryota; Metazoa; Arthropoda; Insecta; Hymenoptera; Formicidae.